AAUACUUAUCUUUUACGGCGAUAUGUAUUAACCGAAGUGUUUUUAAACAUUUUAGUACAAGGUAGAGAUGAGUGGGGCUGUUUAUGGGGGAGAUGAAGUCGGGGCCCUCGUCUUCGACAUUGGUCACAACACAACCAGGGCCGGCUUCGGGGGCGAGGACAGCCCGAAAUUGGACAUACCGUCAACCAUCGGUGUGUGGUUGGAUUCUCACGACGAUGUUACUCAAAAGCGGUACAAUAUUGGAAUCACUUCCAUCAACGUUCGAAGAUCUGAAAUGGAACUGACAACUUUUUUAAAAGACGGGAUGGUGGAAAACUGGGAGAUUUUUGAAAAUUUCCUGGAUUAUAUAUACACUAACGCUUUGAGGGCGAUUCCGAAUGACCACCCUUUACUUAUCACAGAGCCGCCAUGGGUAACCCAUCCUAAAAGGGAGCAAUUAACCGAGUUAAUGUUUGAGAAGUACAAUGUUCCUGCUCUUUAUUUAGCUAAGAACGCAUCCCUCGCUGCCUUCGCCAAUGGGCGUCCGACCUGCCUUGUUGUUGAUAGUGGAGCCACUCAUACAUCCGCUGUUCCUGUUCAUGACGGGUUUGUGCUGACACAAGCUGUGGUUAAGUCGCCAGCAGGCGGAGAUUAUUUAAGCGCACAAUGUCGCAAUUAUUUAAACGAAAAAGGAAUUGAAAUUGUCCCUCCUUGCAUGGUAGCCUCUAAGGAAAUUACCAAAUCUGAAGAAGCAGCUAAUUUCAAGCGGAGGGUGUACCAAGCCAAGCUGACUGACUCCUGGCACAAUUACAUGGUUAGACAAGUGAUGCAAGACUUCCAAGCUUCAGUCCUCCAGGUCUCGGACAAUUUGUACGACGAAGAGGUGGUUAAAACAAUGCCGGCCAUUCACUACGAAUUUCCAAAUGGCUUCCAUAAAGAUUUUGGAGUUGAGCGGUUCAAAAUACCCGAACCCCUUUUUAACCCCGUCGCUGGGAUUAAAUCUGGUAUUCAGCCGACUCUGGGGGUUGGCCCGUUAGUCACCACCAGCGUGGGGAUGUGUGACAUAGACAUCCGACCCGCAAUGUAUGGUAGUGUGGUCGUCACCGGCGGGAAUUCGAAUCUCCAGGGCUUCACAGAGCGGUUGAAUCGUGACUUGGCUGCUAAGACGCCACCGGUAAUAAGUAUGAGGUUGAAGAUAAUCAGCGCCCCCGGCGCGACUGAGCGGAAAUUUGGAGCGUGGUCCGGAGGUUCGAUUUUGACGUCUCUGGGUUCGUUCCAACAGCUAUGGGUGUCUAAGCAAGAGUACGACGAUGGCGGGAAAGCUAUAGUGCAAUCAAAAUGUUUGUAACUUGCCUAAGUAAUUUUUACAUGUUCGUUACAGUAUUAUUGUUUACGUUCGAUUUGUUUGGUGUGAUAAAAUUGCAGUAUUUAAGGCCUAGUUGAUAGGGUUCGACUGUUGCGGUCGUAGUGAUGAAAAUUUUUUUGGAGAUUUUUUUUCAAACAUUUGUGAUAUAUUUGUUAAAAUACUUGUGGCAAUAUUUUUGUACUGUCAUGUUCCUAUUAGUGUUCAUUUGAUUAAGUUUUUGUAAGUCUGAGUGAUUAGUCACGCUAAUCUAUAAUACUCGAUUUGAUAAUUUGUGAUUUUUUCUCGAUGUGCCAAUAAAAUUUGCCAAAUUAAUCGUAUAA
This is a messenger RNA of Zophobas morio, 1665 nucleotides long. RefSeq names its product actin-like protein 6B. Gene Ontology annotation, molecular function: chromatin binding. Lineage: Eukaryota; Metazoa; Arthropoda; Insecta; Coleoptera; Tenebrionidae. The record is from RefSeq and is a predicted model, not a curated record. The coding region runs from base 68 to 1327 and encodes 419 amino acids. Gene Ontology annotation, biological process: chromatin remodeling; nervous system development; regulation of transcription by RNA polymerase II. Gene Ontology annotation, cellular component: SWI/SNF complex; NuA4 histone acetyltransferase complex. The transcript is spliced from 7 exons.